This is a messenger RNA of Saccostrea cuccullata (small rock oyster), 2002 nucleotides long. RefSeq names its product cholecystokinin receptor type A-like. The transcript has a single exon. The record is from RefSeq and is a predicted model, not a curated record. Gene Ontology annotation, cellular component: membrane. Gene Ontology annotation, molecular function: G protein-coupled receptor activity. Lineage: Eukaryota; Metazoa; Mollusca; Bivalvia; Ostreida; Ostreidae. Gene Ontology annotation, biological process: G protein-coupled receptor signaling pathway. Bases 130 to 1467 code for a protein of 445 amino acids.
CAAUACUACAUUAGUAGGACCCCGCGCAUACCGGAAUGUUUGCCACGCAUUCCGACGAAGGAAAAAAAUAAUCAGAUAUGGUUUAAAAACUCAGUUUCAUUUCAUUCGUCUCUGACAUCGCAUACAAUCAUGAAUGAAAGUGAGUUGACAACAAUUGUGACCUACAAUGGUUCUAAGGUUGGAAGCCUUGAGGACUGGAAUAGCCAGAUAGCCUCCGAGCGUUUACUGAACACGGUCAUCCUGUGCUUCUACUUGAUCAUCGGAGUGUUAGGAAAUCUACUUGUUAUUCUUGUUUACAAAGCUCGCUCGCACAUGCAGACGGACAACCGCUACUUUAUUUUGUUUCUUGCUGAGCUGGACCUAGGUGCAGUGAUUGCAGGAGUAGCUUAUUCUCUGUUCCUCAAUUUUUAUUUUGUUCUCCCAAAAGAUGGAGCGGUGUGCAAGGUGUUUUCUUUUCUUCUACAGACAGGCGGAGUGACUUCAGGGAUUGUUCUGUUGUACAUCUCAAUCCAGCGAUACAAUCUGGUGUGUCGGCCGACAAGAAGACAAAUCACGGCACGGCACAGAAAAAUCAUGUUGGCGGUCAGCCUCGCCGUCGGAGCGGGCCUGUCUGCUCCUAUAUCGGCAUUUUACGACGUCAGCGAAGUAUAUAAUGCAGAAAGAAAUGUGACGGGAUUCGAGUGUAGCAUUGUAAAACCAACACCUCUUCACAGUGUCAUGUUUUCGAUUUAUAGUGGUGUCUUAUUUUUGGCGACGAUUGGCAUACUGAUCACUAUGACAGUUUUGUAUACUUUUAUUUUGAAAUCCAUGAAGAAAAGAAGUGCCACAUUCAAAGAACGCGAAAGCCGUCGAAAACAGCUACGAGAAAUGGCAGAUGCCAACACGGGGGACUUUUCCAGCGAGGAUCUGUUAAACAGUUCAUCACAAGGCCAAACAAGUUUCAAUGGACUAGAAGCAAGGAAUUCCCAAUUUGUCCUGGUCGAUUUGGUUAAAGAGAAGCAUCCACGAUCUUCUAUGAUUAUCGAUAAAGACGAUGGCGCAAAAUAUCGGGAUUCGAUCUGUAAGCGAGACUCUCGUAUCGAUAGUCCAUCAAAACAGCUCACGAAACGAGGACGGAAAGCUAGCUAUCAAGCUGUGAAGAACCAUUUUUCCACAAAUCGAUAUUCUUAUAUUUUUAUAUCGAUAUCAUUCUUUUUUGCGAUAUCGUACAUACCAACUGUGAUCGUCUCAGCAAUAGAAUCGCGAUCACGAUACUUUUGGAUUAACCAAUCAUACUCUGCACUGCAAAUUUUCCUGAUUUUGCGCCGGAUGUAUAUUUUUAACCACAUUGUUAACCCUAUAAUUUAUGGCUAUUUUGAUCGUUCUUUUCGAAGGGAAGUGAAGAAAAUACUACGUAAAAUGUUGUGCGGUCUGGUGAAAAUUGAAAAUAACAGUAUGUCUGACAAGACGAGUGGAAACCACUACUAACCCACUAAAUUAUGAUUGUAUUUGAUUUUGAAAUAUAAUGUUGAUCGUCUUUCGUGAGAAGAAAUUAUUGGUUUUAAUUUUCUGUUACUUAUAGAGUACGGGUACCUUAACCGAAUCUUUUCAUUUUUCAUCAAUGUUUGUACAGAAAUAGCUAUACAUGAUUUCUUCUGGGAACAAAAAAAAAUCUAUAACCGCUUGAAAUGAUCGUUUUCGAAUUAUGCUUAAAAUCUUUUCGAAUCUAAUUGAGACAAGGUUACAUGUAUGUGUAAUUUGAGGGCACUUUUAAGGAAAAUGUAAUAUCUUGCCCACUUAACAUUGUCACGGGAUUUUUUUUCCCUGGGAGUCAUUGAAAUAUUUUAUGCAAGUACAAACGCACUUUUGUUUUAUGACUCGAUGAAACGCGUGGAAUGAAUUAAUCAAAGUACUUACGUAAGUCAUGAUCAUAUUCAUGUCUGUGGUUGGCUGAAUCUAGUUUUCGGAUGUUUAUCCUAUAUUACAUGUCCUAGAAUAAAAAUGUUUUGAAAGUUUAGUGCUA